AUGCGCUUCUUCCUUGCCAUCACGGCCCUCGUCGCCGCUGUGACCGCCGCUCCCUCGGCGGAUGUCGCCGCCGUCAACCAGAUGGCUGCCAUGACCCUGGCGGAGGCCGAUGCCUCGUGCGGCAAUGGCGCCUCGCUCUACUGCUGCGACAAGAGCAAGCAGGGGGGCGACACCGGUUCCCCGGGCCAGGCCGGCGGCGUCGGCCUGCUCGGUGCCAUUGUCGGCGUUAACGGUCUCCUCCAGGGCCUGCUCGGCCAGUGCUCCAAGAUCAACAUCAAUGCCAUUGGCGCCGCCGGCGUUCUCAACCAAGAGUGCACGGCUCGCGCUGCCUGCUGCCAGAACACCCCCUCGGUCGCUCAUCAUGGUCUCGUCAACAUCGCAUUGCCUUGCAUCCCUAUCAACAGCCUCGUUGGUUAA
This is a messenger RNA of Cordyceps militaris CM01, 417 nucleotides long. Its product is annotated as Hydrophobin. The record is from RefSeq and is a predicted model, not a curated record. Gene Ontology annotation, molecular function: structural constituent of cell wall. Bases 1 to 417 code for a protein of 138 amino acids. The transcript is spliced from 3 exons. NCBI's taxonomy places the organism in Eukaryota, Fungi, Ascomycota, Sordariomycetes, Hypocreales, Cordycipitaceae. Gene Ontology annotation, cellular component: fungal-type cell wall.